AGGCCCCGUGGACGAGGAGGUGGCCGAGGUGAUCUCGCUGGAGCAGCUGCUGCGCCUGCGGAGGCACACGCGCGAGAUGGCCCGCAGCGCGCUCCUGGACACCGAUUUCUCCCUGCGGGCCAAGCGCGGCUCGGUGCUCCGCGCCUGGCGGCUGGACCUGGACAUCAAGGGCACAGGCCUCGUAGACGAGGCUGACUUCAACCGCCUCUGUGUCAUCGUCGGGCACGGCGAUCACAUGCGCGCCAUCUGGGACGCCAUGCGCCCGGGGAUGUUCGCUGUCAAUCGGCCGAGGGGCGCGAGGGUGCCGCCCCUGGCGCUCUGCGAGCUGGACCCCGAGCUGGCGGCGACGGCGCAGCAGUUCGCGGAGGCCCUGCUGGCGAGGGCGGCCUUCAACUUGGACGACGCCUGGGGCAUGCUCGCCCGCCACGACAGCGUCCGCGGCAGCGUGCCCGACGAGGUGACGCCAGGGCAGUUUGAGCGGUGCGCGGAGUGCCUCGGCCAGCCAGCCGCCGCCGAGCCGCUCUUCGGCGGCCUGGCGAUAGGCCAGGGCCGCGUCUGGCGCGAGGACUUCGAGUACCUCUGGCUGCUGGCAUUUCACAGGACCCUUCCUGGACCCGGCCGCGCAGAAGGAGGGGCGCGCGCCCGCCUGCGCCGCGAGCCUCGAGGAGGGGAGCGGUUUCGAAGAGGCCGGCGGCGUGGGCGGCUUCGCGGCCGCGCUGGGCCUCGAGAUCGGGGCGGGCCCGGCGAAGGCCACGAAGGAGUUGAAGGCCAAGGUUACGCAGAGGCUGGUGAUGUUGGGCUACCGCGGGGACGUAAGAAGAGGACCUGUGCUGCGGCUGCUGCUCGCCCUGCUGCGGUCGAGGCGCGAGCCGUCAAAAGGCUCGCAGGCUGGCGGCGCCGACAGCGUGCACGCGAACGAGUGGGAUUCCUCGACCAUGGCCCCAAUGGCUGUCAACCUGCCGAUCGCCUGGUGCCCCAGGAGAAGCAGGCGGCCCCAGCGAACAUCAAUGCUGCGCAUCAGCUCUCCAUGCGGGGCGGCAAGCUGCUCGACAACGGGGACCCCUCCAGGGCGCCCAUCUACUGCAAGCCCGAGAAGGGCUUAGAGACGCUUGGCUUCGCCUACUGCUCCGUCCUGAGGUCGUCGUGCGACCCCCACAGGAGGCCCAACAAGCACAGGCGGGCCACCACCACGCACCACCUCCUCGGCAGCAGGAACGACAUGUCGCUGGGCGUGCAGCCGAAGAUCGCCCACCGUCCUCCGCAUCCAGCGAGGAUGGAUCGCGAACGCGACGCCGUUCAGCCCCAUUGCCCACGAGCCCUGACGCGUCGAAUGGCCUUCGGCCUAUCCCGCAGCCGUGCCCGAGUCGUGAAUGCCCCUCGGGGGUCUGUUCGAGGGAUAUGAGAGUGGCUCUCUUGUUUCAAGCGGUCCCGAUGCCAUCAAGAGCAUCCGCAGAUGCCGAGUGCGCGCGCCUGUAGUCCAGGCAUCGGCUAUGUCUCUGUGCGUCCCCACCAAGAGCAUUCGCGGAUGCCGCGUGCGCGCCUGUAGUCCAAGGCCGCCCGCGCAGCGGCGCCCCUCGCUGCCGCUGCAGCGGCCCGGCCGCUUUUCCCGGAGCACCCGCGCCGAGCCUCUCUGGCCCGGCGCGCGGCAGCCUGCGCGCCCUGCGCGGCCGGUCGCUCCGAAGGAGCGAUUGCCGCGAGGGUGGCUUCGAGGGGGAGGGGGC
This is a messenger RNA of Prorocentrum cordatum, 1721 nucleotides long. The record is from the annotation of a GenBank genome assembly. NCBI's taxonomy places the organism in Eukaryota, Dinophyceae, Prorocentrales, Prorocentraceae.